AUGCCCCGCAUUCUUCGCUACCAGCCAUUCAAAGGAUUGUAUCUCGCAAUCGAGGUCCUCUUCACGCUCGCCGUACGAAUUCCUGUGUGGACGCUUCUCUCGAUACCAAGGUCAUGGCGCCCCCGACGAUCCUGGGAUAUUAAGCGCGUUAUCAUGGUCCGACUCGUCAAAUUAUUCAUGGACCUACCCCUGAGGACUGGUCCCUUCGUGACCACUCCCAAUUACCUGGGAAUUACCCCAGGCAGAGGCGUGAAUGGAAUUUGGGUCGAACCCGUACCCCAGUUGAUCACUUCGCCUCUUUCCGAAUGGGCCAAGACAGCGGACGUCACUCCAGUUAAGAUUCCGGGGUAUUGGACCCACAAGCAAGAUUCCACUAUUCCUGUCGGCGAGUCGCCCAUGCCGGGUGAAAAAGUCAUCUACUCGAUGCACGGCGGCGCGUACUCGCACCAGUCGGCGCAUCCCACAGAUCUCAUUGCCGCCAUUGCCAGAGGGAUUUUGAAGCAUACCGACUCCGUGCACAGGGUCUUCGCAAUUGAAUACCGUCUGUCUGAGUUCGGGCCGUUCCCCGCCGCCCUGCUUGACGCAUUGGCGGGCUACAAUUAUCUCGUGAACGAAGUCGGCUUCAACCCCGCUGACAUCAUCUUUGAAGGCGAUUCUGCGGGGGGUAACCUCGCCCACGCCCUCACGCGUUAUCUCAUCGAACAACACGAUAACACCACUGUCCAGUUACCAGCGCCCCCCGGUGCACUAUUGCUCCUCUCCCCUUGGGUUGACCUAUCCAACUCACACGACGAGAACCCCGCAACCGACUCAUCGAGCCGCCACAAUUCCUCGGAUUACGCUGAGAUCCUCCCCUUAUCACCCGGCGUCGAACACUCCAAAAAGGCUUUCAUUGGUCCUCAUGGUUUCCGUGCUGUAGAGACGAACCGAUACAUCUCGCCGGCGGCGAAGAACCCCGCUAUCUUUAAUACAGACAAUCCAAAGGGCACUUCCUUGUUCACGGGCUUCCCAAGGACUUUUGUCGUUGUUGGUGGGGCGGAGACCCUCUACGAUCAGAUCAAAACGUUCAUUGACCGGAUGGUCGGCGAGCUAGGCGUCGGCGAUGGGAUCACGGCAGGCGAAGGCAAGGUAUCGUAUUUUGAGGCCCCCGAUGGCAUUCACGAUUAUCUUGUUUUCCCUUGGCACGAACCUGAACGCACCGAAACGCUCCAGGCCAUCGCUAAGUGGAUCGAUGCGGACAAGCCAUAA
Molecule: messenger RNA, 1248 nt
Organism: Pleurotus ostreatus (oyster mushroom)
Lineage: Eukaryota; Fungi; Basidiomycota; Agaricomycetes; Agaricales; Pleurotaceae
Exons: 3
Coding region: 1-1248 (415 amino acids)
Molecular function (GO): hydrolase activity
Source: RefSeq, a predicted model, not a curated record